Molecule: messenger RNA, 1686 nt
Organism: Daphnia carinata
Lineage: Eukaryota; Metazoa; Arthropoda; Branchiopoda; Diplostraca; Daphniidae
Gene: Kyat
Product: kynurenine aminotransferase-like
Exons: 12
Coding region: 106-1533 (475 amino acids)
Biological process (GO): biosynthetic process
Cellular component (GO): cytoplasm; mitochondrion
Molecular function (GO): pyridoxal phosphate binding; L-kynurenine:2-oxoglutarate transaminase activity
Source: RefSeq, a predicted model, not a curated record
ACCAGUUGGCAACAAACCGAGCCGCAUCAGACGAUACGACUUGGCAAAGAAUUCGGCAACAACUUGUUUACAUUUUCUAAGGGCACGCUAUCCGAAAUACAGGUCAUGCUUUUGUCCACAAUCAGUCUUCGUCAGCAAUCUGUAGUUCGUUAUCUUGUUCCCUUAGUAAUAGAUUUUCAUAACCCACGUCGUCUGGGCUCAGCUAUCGAUCUUCGCGACACUUCCUACUUCGCGCCUGUGAGACAUUUUAGUCGUUCAACUUUCGCCAUGAGUUCCUCGAAAUUUCAGUUAUCCAAAAAAUAUGAGGGCCUGGAGAAAAAUGUUUGGGUUGAAUUUAUUGAUUUAGCCAUUAAACACAAACCUCUCAAUCUUGGUCAAGGGUUUCCUGAUUUUGCUCCACCAAAGCAUGUAACAGAUGCUCUAGCAGACGUAGCCAACGGCGACAACAUCUUGCUGCAACAGUAUACCAGAGGAUAUGGUCAUCCUCGUUUGGUUCAAGCCCUCUCCAAACUAUACAGCCAACACAUAGGCAGGACAAUUGAUCCUCUGACAGAGAUACUGGUUACUGGUGGUGCUUAUGAAGCUCUCUUCUGUACCAUUAUGGGAUGUAUCAACCCUGGAGAUGAAGUCAUUAUAAUCGAGCCCUUUUUUGAUUGCUAUGAACCCAUGGUUCGCCUUGCCGGUGGAACACCCGUCUUCAUCCCUCUCCGACCUAAAAUUGGCGAAGAGGGCCAUUCGUCUGAAUGGAGAUUAGACGAAGCAGAAUUAACUUCGAAAUUUACUAGUCGCACGAAAGCUAUCAUAGUCAACACACCCAAUAAUCCACUGGGGAAAGUCUUUACGCAGACAGAGCUCGAAUUUAUCGGCCAGCUAUGCAUCAAGUGGGACGUCAUGUGUAUCAUGGAUGAGGUGUACGAGUGGCUUGUUUAUGAACCCUACCGCCACUUUCGAAUGGCUUCGCUACCUCACAUGUGGGACCGCACAAUUACAGUUUGCUCAGCCGGAAAGACUUUUAGUGUGACAGGAUGGAAACUGGGAUGGGCAUACGGUCCAUCCCACCUGAUGCGCAACUUGUGUGUGGCACAUCAAAAUGCUCUGUAUACAUGCGUCACACCGACUCAGGAAGCCGUCGCUCGCGGACUAGAAAUUGAACUAGAAAGAUUAAACACCGAAGAAAGCUAUUUCAAAUCGUUGCCAAAACUCUUGGAGUCAAAACGAGAUUACAUGGCAAAAUUUCUGACAGAUGUUGGGAUGAAGCCCAUCAUUCCCGAAGGAGGUUAUUUUAUGGUCGCCGAUUGGUCAGCUCUAGAGCCCCAUGCCGAUCUGAGCGAAAAGAAAUAUUCCCAAAAAGAUUACUGUUUUGUUGAAUGGCUAACGCGAGUCAAGAAGUUGGCUGGUAUUCCUCCUACAGCGUUCUAUUCCGCCGAAAAUAAGAAUCUAGGAGAAAAUUAUAUACGCUUUUGUUUCAUCAAAGAGGACGCUAAUUUGCAGAAAGCCGAAGAAAUCCUCAAAGAAUGGAAGAAAAGCAUGUAGAACCAGCAUCAAGCAAGUAAUAACUAGAGAAACUACGUAAGAAACGAUACAUUUUAAUGAUCAUUAUAUACUUGAGUUUCGUUUACUCCUGGAAGGCUCCAAAAUUUCGUGUUUUCAAAUACAGACCUCACGGAUAGGAAAUUUGCAGGAGAA